This is a messenger RNA of Cutaneotrichosporon cavernicola, 261 nucleotides long. RefSeq lists its product as uncharacterized. The record is from RefSeq and is a predicted model, not a curated record. Bases 1 to 261 code for a protein of 86 amino acids. Lineage: Eukaryota; Fungi; Basidiomycota; Tremellomycetes; Trichosporonales; Trichosporonaceae. The transcript is spliced from 2 exons.
AUGACCCCAAACAUCCCCCGCAUUUCCCUUGGCGGCUCAGAGGUGCCGUCCGUCCGCGUCGGCGAUGGGCCCAUCUACCCCUCGGGCGCCACCACGAGUCCGGAUUCGAGCUCGGAGAGCGGUGCGGUGGCGAAUGACGCCAACGCCAACGCUAAGCUCGCUGCCCUCGCGACUCGCCUCGAGACGAUCGAAGCCAAGGUCGCCGCGCUGCACGUCAAGCUCGAUGCGAUUAUCGACCACCUCGGCGUUGACCGCGACUAG